AUGAGUCAAGCACUGUUGAGGGCAGGGCCUUUGAAGGCCGACAUCCGGCUCGCACAGGCGCUGUCGGAGUUCGAGGCAACCCUCUCUUCCGACGACAAGGCGAGGCUGAGAUCAUCCAAAUCUCAGUCACAGAGCAAAUCGCCCACUGUAGACGAUGUUAUGCGCUUCACGGCCGAGGUGGAUGCUCAGGCAAAACGACGUCUGGGAUCAGGCAGGUGCUUCGGACCCAGGCUCACCAAUAUGCUUCAAGCUAUGCAGCAGUUUGCUGCUUUGGGCGAUAUUCUGGUAGGCGGCUCCCAGAAUCUGAUAGCCUGUGGUGUCUGGUCCGUUGUACGAAUGACCAUACUGGCUGUAACGUUGUCAGCAUCAGGAAUGGAAAGACUCUCUCUGCUUUUCAUGUCGGCUGGACGGUCGGCACCGCGCUACCAAGGCCUCGCUCUGUUGUAUGCUAGAUCUCGACACAUUCGAGAUUAUCUGGCUGAGUACAUGACCAUCGUUGUGCAGGUGUGUCAUUACUUUCAUGAUUUCAGCCACAAAUCGACCAUCGGCCAGAUUACAUCAUCACUGAGCGACUCCAAGAUCCGCAACGCUGAGGAAGAGCUGAAACGUUGGGCCCACCUCAUCAAGGACGAGGCCAGUUUCCUCCAAGCUCAGACUACUGAGCGUGAGGCGGCUGAGAAUAGCAACAUCCGUAAAUGGCUCAGUCUCUCAAUAGGUUCGAGCUCCCUCCAACGAAAAAUUGACAAACGCCUUCAAUGGCUGAAUGCUUUUUCUACCUUUGACUAUGAAACGCCAUGGAAGCAGGCUCGGAAGCGUGGUUCAUCGUCGUUUUUCGUUGGCAUUGCUGAGUACAAGCAAUGGAAAGAGAAGCAGGGCCCACCGAGCCUCCUCUUGUCGGGCAAGAUGGGUUGCGGUAAAAGCGUGAUCAUGGCAAAUAUGAUAGACGACUUGAGCCUUUCUUGUCCCGAAGACACGACAAUUUACUUCUUUUGCAGGCAUGACAUUCCAGAAAGUCUCAAAGCAAAGACUGUUUUUGGGUCUUUCGCGGCACAGAUUUCUCAGCGACACCUUCAAACAGAUAUCAUGGACUCAGUGUUCAGUGAUUCGGCUCCUUUCAUGAGCUUCGACAAAAUACUCGAGCUACUACCCACCAUGAUCAAGCGAAUGAAAGCAGUUCGCUUAAUUCUGGACGGCGUGGACGAGUGCCCCCAAGAAGAGUUUGACUUGAUCUGCACUGGCUUGCGACGAUUACGUGCAGAAUGCAGUAUACUCUCAUGCAUUUCAUAUAGAGAUCAAGCAGACGGUCUGCAAGCGAAAGUCUGGAUCGAAGGGCAGGCCGUGAUUGUUUCUGUUCCAAAUGACAAUCCAGACAUUCGCGAGUUCGUAGAAGCAGAACUUGAGCGGCUGAGAGAGUUUGGUGACCUGUCUAUCGGUGAUCCGAGUUUGCUGAUGACCAUUCGGGAGGCGCUGCUGCACGGCGCAAAUGGAAUGUUUCUCUGGGUAGCGCUUCAACUAAACACUAUUUGCGCUCAAAAAACAGAUAAUUUGAUACGGCAAGCUUUAGAAGACUUGCCUAAAACCUUGAGCGAGACAUUUCGGCGCAUUCUCCAGAAUUCAAAACAGGAGGGCCACUGCUACCAAACGAACAUUCUGAAGAUUCUCGUUGGAGCAAACAGACCGCUUACAGUUGCGGAGUUCCGAGAAGCCCUUAGUGUGACACCAGGAAACAUAUCUUGGGACCCCGGCAAUAUGAUCAACAACAUAUAUGCAACAUUGGCUUGUUGUGGCAGUCUUGUUAUCAUCGACGAGGAAGAGGGAACUGUUCGUCUGCUUCAUCAAAGUGUGACUCAAUUUCUGCACAACAAAACACUUGAAUCGGGACAAUGGUCCUUCUCGGCACAAAGCGCUAUUGCUCAUAUGGGUGAUGUAACAAUCACUUACCUCAACUACGGAGUCUUUGACAAGCGUGUGUCAACAGGAGUCGUACCACAAAUGUACGCGGGAAGGGUACCAGAAAAAAUCGUGUCUCACGUAAUAAAACCAUUCAGCACCGUCGGAAGAAAGCUGGCCAAAGCAGCAAUGAAAUCGCGCCGAUUGUCAGAUCGAGAUAUAGGCGUAACACUGUCCAUGGCCAGCAAUACACGGCAAGACUCAAAGCACAUGUCGGAAAAAUUUGAAUUUCUCGUAUAUGCAUUGGAGAAUUGGUUGCCGCACACGACUCAUAUGAGCGACACUUCUUUGAUGACCCCCCUUUUCAGACGGCUGCUAGAUGAUCCAAGCUUCAGCGAUCUACCCUGGAACAAAGACGACAGGCUCCAAAACACUGAUACGGUUGGCUGGGGGUCUGCAACGGUCCUCCAUAUUCCACGACGGCUGCGGUGGGCUAUACUGCACUCACACUGUUUUCUCUUCUCGAUGGAAUUACGUGGCAGCUCUGGGGUGAAAGCUCUUCUAUCCGUUGUGCCAUACCUCAACGCAAUCUUGAAAAUCGAGAAGGGACUCAGGCUAAGUUCUCAGUUAUCUGAUAAACUUCUCCGUAUUACGACAGCGUUCAGGGCUUCUGAACCAACCGACUGGUUGAUUCAAAUGCAUGGCUAUUCUAUCAGGACAUAUCUAGGACUUCUAAGAAAUCGCGAAUACAGCACACUAAUGUGGGCUACGAUGCGAGCUUCUAUUUAUGAUUCGUAUUAUGCGACGCAACCGCUGCUCGAGGAGGCUGUCAAGCAUAAUGAUGUCCCAACAGUAAUGUCUCUUCUGAAGAAAGGCGCAAGUCUCGAUAUCUACAAAGUUGAGCCGCCCUUGCAAUUGGCUAUGCGAUCGUGCUUUUACAAGCCAGAGAACAUAUUCAUGGUGUCUUGCAUGCUUCGGAAGGCCGGAGUCACGAAUGUUGCUCAAAUAGCAUUUCCUGAUAUUUUCUGGUUCCUCUACAUAGUUUCCGUGCACGCCAGUCACCUUAAUGAGAACUCUCUCGGCCAGAGACUCAAAUUUGAUGAAAACGAGGAAUCAAGAGGUGUCAGUAUGGCUAUCAUCGAACGCGCUUGCGAAAGAGGCGAUUUCUGUUUGUUUCGACUCAUUAAAGCUGGUUUAUGCGAACUCAAUGAAGACAAGUACGUCGAAUUGAUCAACAAGGCUUUGCUCACAAGGUCAUCGGAACGAAUAAAUAUUGUCAAAUCCAUCAUAUACGUCGAGCUAUAUUCCGGGCCCUUCAAAUCUCCCAAGCUACAACCACUCAUGAAUAAAGCCAGAAAUGCAACCAAAUUUGCCUUGGCACGCUUGGCGCAGCUCAGAGAUUGGGGUUCAAUUUCCUAUUUUGAAUCUUACUACGGAUUGUCAUUGGAGCAAUCGGUGGAUAUUAGCCCAGGCCCCUUCUACGGUUGUGUUGAUACACGAGACUUGGAUGGUUUGCGUAAGAUCUGCAAAUUUGCCAGCAAUUUGCAUUCUUACCAGUCACUGUUGGCCUAUGCAACUGCUUCGAAGUGGGAAUCUCUGGAAGAAGUCUCAGACUUGUUUGAAAUCAUCACUUAUCUGCAAGUGGAUUUUCAACACAAACACGAAUUCGGAGCAGAGACCAGAAUGAGUUUCGAUGUCUGGUCAAGCUGGGCGCGAGAUUUUGCCAAUGUCAAUGUUCCUACCGAGUGUUCGGAGAGGUGGGAGCGGACUGGCGAUCUGAUACUGAUAUUUUGCGUUCGUGUUCUACACUUUUUGUCCAGGGAUGACUUCUUGUUGGAUCAUAAUCUCCCAGGAGGUGAAUUUCGAGCCUCUCGAGAUUAUGAUUUGCAACGUACAGUCGGCCUCAUGCUUGGAUAUAUCAACACGACCUUACAAAACUUGUCCUACUCAGGUCAAACCAAGGCUACAUGGUGUGAGACAGUCGAGACAGUGUUGAGAAGCUUUGACGCCAUUCUCAGAAAUCCUUCAUACAUGGAUAGAACGAGAUGGAAUAUCUUGGAUAUUGCAGAGACCCUACUGGGAAAUCGUUUUAUCCAUGAAUGGCAUCCCGCCUCGGAAAUUCACGCCAACAUUCGCUCUGUCUAUGAUGGUGAAAAGAACAAGUGGUGUCGAGAUCUCUAUCAACUCAUGAAAUCUUUGUUAUCCAGGCGUGGCAUUCUUACGAAUGUACGAUUGCACAAUGCAGAAGUGCAAGUUCCUCACUCAGCAGAAGACUAG
Pestalotiopsis fici W106-1 is the source of this 4167-nucleotide messenger RNA. RefSeq lists its product as uncharacterized. NCBI's taxonomy places the organism in Eukaryota, Fungi, Ascomycota, Sordariomycetes, Amphisphaeriales, Sporocadaceae. The transcript has 3 exons. The record is from RefSeq and is a predicted model, not a curated record. The coding region runs from base 1 to 4167 and encodes 1388 amino acids.